CUUUGUCUUUAAUUUUGCAUGCUGAUCAUCCGAACUUUGUUUUGUUUUUUUUUUCUUUUCCUCCUUCUUUUAUGCUUGUUGGCUGUGUCUCUGGACUGCUUUUAUUCGUGAUUAUCAGUGGUCAUUGGAGUUUUGUGACUCCAGCGUUUUCCAGCUUAUGGAUUCUCUUUAAUUACUUUGCUUGGCUCAUGGGUUUUAAUUAUUUCUUACUCUGUCUCUUUGAUAGUUUUGUUAUUGUAGAAUUGUUGAUGAAUUUGUAAACUUUUCAGUAAUCUGACUACAGCUGAUUAUGACAUUCUCAGUAGGAGGUGAAGGAACAACAACUUCCAUAUCUAAAAGCAGAAUACUGCCAAGUUGUUUUUGUUGAUGCGGUAAACAGAAAGUAAAAGCUAUGGCCUGGAUGCAAAAUAUGUACAGGAAGUUUGAAGCUAUGUGUUUGGAGUUGGAUUGCAUCUUGGAGCAGGAAGGGUUGGAAUAUGUGAACCAAUUGCAGACAACAGGUGCCAAUGUCAAGCAAUUUUGCUCAGAAAUCAUGCGAGAAGUGCUGCCUAAGCCUGCUGAGGAUACCGUGGAUGGUGUAGCUAGUGACUCUUGCCAAAUGAAAAACACUGAGGUGGAUAAAAUGUCAAAAGAAGGUAUUGCCCAAGACCAUUAUGAUACGGAACCUUGCAAUUUGAGGCAACCGCUUUGUUCAUUUUCUGUUGAACCUAUCAAGGCCACAAAGGAUGAUCUGUCUUUGGAGGAAAUGGUUGUUGCUGAGAUACAUGAAAAAUUAGUGUCACGUUUUAAGGAAAUUCAUUCCGAGGGAAAGCAAGUUCAGCCGGAGAAGUUAGAUACCCCAGAAGAGAAAGAUCUGAGCAUUGCAGUGUUAUCCUCAACAUCUUAUGAUCUACUAGAAAGUAACUCUCUCACAGAAGUAAUUCCAAUAGACAAGCCAUCUUCAAAAUCUGUUAAUUUGGUUUAUUCCAACGAAAGCAAGGUUCCAGAAUUGGGAUUUACUUCCAGUGAAACCUCAGCUGAAUCAAUCAGACAAUUAGACAACUCUACUGAAGAUGCUGCCAAGCUGGGGUUAUCGUGUUCAUGUACAGUGAAGCUUGAUGGGAGUUGCUUUAUAAUAUAUUGUAAUGAACUUUCUUCUGUUUCCUUUGAAGCAGGACAACUUUGGUCUUCCAAGGAAAGGACAGCGAAUCAAGUUUUCAAUCAGGGACCAGCUCAGUACAGAAAUCUCGGUCCAGAAUCGAGUCAUCGGAGAGAAGGUUUUGCAUCAUCUUUUAUUACCACACCUGAUGACAGUUUCCCUGAUUCCGAGUGGGUGAUAGUCUAGAUAUAUUAACAUAUGAUGAACUCGGUAACUUGAAGUGAUUAUGUUGUCUAACUCGUGCACAUAAGAGAUGGAAAUAUCUCUCGUUUCAGAUGCUUUGAUUGAAUUCGGCUAGUACAUUCCUGAUAAUUUGUAUAGAGGUCGAGAGAGAUUUCGGUCCCUUCAAAACUCGAGUGAGUCCAUCGUUGUCUAAGCAAUGGAACCAUUUACUUGUGAAUAAAUAGUAUUGCAGCACCGUGUUGAUGUUUUUUUCAUGAUUGCAGGGCUCUGUGCAAUGUCUCUGGUUCGAGAAAAGUAGUGACUGUAGUUGGCUUCCUAUUGUCGAAGGAAAAUGUUAUAUUUUUUGCCUUUU
Messenger RNA from Populus euphratica (Euphrates poplar), 1673 nucleotides. RefSeq lists its product as uncharacterized. Lineage: Eukaryota; Viridiplantae; Streptophyta; Magnoliopsida; Malpighiales; Salicaceae. Gene Ontology annotation, biological process: response to stress. The transcript is spliced from 4 exons. Gene Ontology annotation, cellular component: autophagosome; phagophore. The coding region runs from base 392 to 1324 and encodes 310 amino acids. The record is from RefSeq and is a predicted model, not a curated record.